AUGGGCAAGUUUCUUCUUCUCGCCGUGUUGAUGGUGCUUUUAGCCGGCGGGUAUGGAGCCAACGCUGCCAGGCUCUACACAACCAAUGAACAGGUGAAAGCCAAAGAGUCCAGCAACUUACCAAGCUUCUUGUUGUCUAAGAAAUUGCUCGGUCAAUUUUCACCGCUUGAUGCUGAAUCUGGCUCCGCGAUAGACGGCGUUGCGCAGCACUACUGGACGCCACCGGGAGCAUCGGAUCAGGGUUACUAUGGGUUCAUCGCCACGAUGGACGUGUACGCCUUCAACCUAAGCUCUGAGCAGUUCACCACGGGGUUGGUUAUCCUCUCGGACCAAGGAGUUGGCCCGGUUACGAGCCGCAAUGUAGUCCAGAUAGGCUGGGAGAUUUCGCCAAAGAUGUACGGCGAUUCACACAUCCAUUUAGGUGGUCUGUGGACGACUGAUGGAUACCAUAAAACUGGUUGCCCCAAUACCGACUGUGGUUUUCAGCCAGAAAAAGGUGCGCCCAUAGCUCUUGGUGGUAUAAUUGGGACGGUUUCCCAGCUCAAUGGACUGAAACAGACUAUCACGAUUAAAAUAAUCAAGGAAGGCAUAAUGGGAGAUUGGCUGGUAUAUUAUGGACUCAACCAGGAUGAUCCUGCAUUAGUUGGACGCUACCCCAAAGCAUUAUUCACGGGAGGGAUGGCAGAUCGAGCAUCGACUAUCCAGCUUGGUGGCUACGUCCAAACUCGCACAACGAAUCUUACUCCGAUGGGCAGUGGCUACCUUCCCACGGGUGAUGCAAUGGCUUCUGCGUCUAUGAGUAAUAUCCAGUUUAUCGACCAGAAUGGGGCCGCCUCGCUGGUGACGCAAGACUCACCCACAGACAUUAGUGACUCGAGAAUCUGCCAAGAUGCCGACGGCCUCCAGCCCUCGGCGUAUCACCGCCUCGCCCUCGGCGUACACUACGCCGACGGGGCCCCUCGGCGUAGCUCCUCGGGGAAGGUGGGCCUCGGCGCAUGCCACUUGGCCCUCGGCGUAGCUCCGCCCGUCGGCGUAGACGAAGUGGCCCGACGGCUGGCUCCACCCCUCGGCGUAGUGGCCGUCGGCGCAGGUCGCUAA
Lolium perenne is the source of this 1098-nucleotide messenger RNA. The record is from RefSeq and is a predicted model, not a curated record. Lineage: Eukaryota; Viridiplantae; Streptophyta; Magnoliopsida; Poales; Poaceae.